AUGAAUUCCGUGCAAGGACCAGUUGUGUGCCCUUCUGUCCGUGCCAAGCAAGUAGGGUUCUGCAGCAUUCCGAUGAUUGGGGCGGUGAAAAUGAAUGUUAGACGCAUUAGAAGUGAAUUUUGGGGUCUCAGUGGCGUUAAGGCUAAACCCGGUUUUCUUUCUUGCCGUAUAAACGCGCCAAAGUCCAAGACUGUGCAUUGUAAUUUAAACUCACCCUCCAAUGACAGCGGAAGUACCGCCGAUAAUUUCAAUGAAAAAGAUGAAGACUAUGUUACUUCUAGUGUGAUUGAAGCUGUUGAGGUGAAGAGUGGAGCAGAUGGUUUCAUAAUCAAAAUGAGGGACGGAAGACACUUAAGAUGCAUCCAUAACAAUCCUCAGGGAGGACAUCUUCCAGAUUAUGCACCACAUCCUGCUAUUGUAUUGAAGAUGGAAGAUGGGACUGGUCUACUUCUCCCUAUAAUUGUUUUGGAAAUGCCGAGCGUCUUGCUAAUGGCAGCAAUACGCAAUGUUCCCAUAGCCAGGCCUACUUUGUAUCAAGUAGUAAAGGAGAUGAUUGACAAGAUGGGUUAUGAAGUUAAACUUGUCAGAGUUACUCGGAGAGUUCAUGAGGCAUACUUUGCCCAGUUAUAUCUUACAAAGGUUGGAAAUGCCGCAGACUUUGUGAGCUUUGAUCUACGGCCGUCAGAUGCUAUCAAUAUUGCAGUAAGAUGCAAGGUUCCAAUACAAGUCAACAAGUACCUGGCAUACAGUGAUGGUAUGAGAGUAAUUGAAUCAGGCAAAUUGUCAACACAGUUUCCUGGUAUGGAUGGCAGAUUAUUCACUGAAAUGGACCGGCCAAGUGGUCAACCUUGUGUUGAAACCACGGAGUUCAAUCUUUUGCACAACAUGUUGAAAGCUGUUGUUGAAGAGCGCUACAAGGAUGCUGCUUUGUUCAGGGACAAACUUAAUCAACUUAGGGCGGGAAAAAACACGAAUAACAGGUAUGAUGAGGCUCUUAUUUGA
Molecule: messenger RNA, 1002 nt
Organism: Sphenostylis stenocarpa
Lineage: Eukaryota; Viridiplantae; Streptophyta; Magnoliopsida; Fabales; Fabaceae
Source: the annotation of a GenBank genome assembly